CCCGCGAAACCCAGCCCGCCCUGCCCGCCCUGCCCGCGAAGCCCAGCUCGCCCUGGCGCAGGGUCGCGCGUCCCGCCGGCGCGGAGACCAGCCUGCUGACACGUCCGCGCUCUCCUCCUGUAGGGCUUGGUGGCUGUGGGCUACACUGAUGUGACCCCCUUCGCAACCAUGGGGCUCUUUGUGGCGUGUGCUGGAUUUGUUUUCCUUUCCGUGCUCCAUGUGCAGCAAGGGCUCUCUUCUCAAGCAAAAUUUACCGAGUUUCCGCGGAACGUGACGGCGACCGAGGGGCAGAAUGUGGAGAUGUCCUGCGCCUUCCAGAGCGGCUCCGCCUCGGUGUACCUGGAGAUCCAGUGGUGGUUCCUGCGGGGGACAGAGGACGCGGAGCCCGGGCCCGCGGCGGCCAGCGCGCAGGUGGAGCUCUUGCCCGACAGGGACCCGGACGGCGACGGGACCAAGAUCAGUACAGUGAAAGUCCAAGGCAAUGACAUCUCCCACAAGCUUCAGAUUUCCAAAGUGAGGAAAAAGGAUGAAGGCUUAUACGAGUGCAGGGUGACCGAUGCCAAUUACGGGGAGCUUCAGGAGCACAAGGCCCAGGCCUACCUGAAGGUCAAUGCCAACAGCCACGCGCGCAGGAUGCAGGCCUUCGAAGCCUCGCCCAUGUGGCUGCAAGAUGCGAAGCCUCGCAGGAACGCGUCGGCCGCGGUUCCCAGCAGCGCCCGCAGCGCGGCGGCCCAGCGAGCGCACUCCACCGCCAGCCCCGGCGCGGUGGCCGGGACCCCCAAGCAAAGUCCACAAUCAGUGCAUGCCAAGACAUUCAUGAGCACCAGAGCCAAGCUGGCGAGCUAAUUAAAUAUAUAAUGUAUGUGUUUAAAACAGCCUAAUAAGGAACAUUGGAAAUCUUCAAGAUGAGCGAAUAUCUUAUAACUUCUUCCGCAGGUGCGAGGAUAGCUACAAGCCAUGGACUUUCUGUCCUGCUUCUUGUUUGUGGCUUUGUGAAGGGUGCUUUGCUUUAAUCUAAAGUGCUGACUUUUUUCCAAUAUCACUUUCUCUUCUUAAAGCAAAGAGCAAAUCGCCUGUAAAAUCUACGGAGCGGACAGCAAAGUUGACCCUAAACUCCAAGCACCACCGUGCACCCACUGUACUCUAAUUAACUACACAAGGAGCGCCUGCUUCCGGAGCAUAAACGAAGAGGCUAUCACACGCUUUGCUGAUAAUAUUUUCUUUGGCAAAUCACUGAUCUUUUAUUUCAAGAGAAUUAGUGUGGAGUGAUAGGACAUUUUCCAACAGCAAGACCUGUUUUUUUCCUUUUCUUUUGGCGACUAAAAUCAUCAUUUCACUGACUGCUCAGGGGUUGGCCUGAAGUCCCUUGGUAUAGUAAAUAUUUACAAUGGAUAUCACCGAUUUCCUAGUAAACGACCCUAUUAUCUGCAGGCAGAGAUCAAAAGGCAACAGAAGAUAAACUACCAUCAAACAAAACCCCUUUGGGGGCAAGAACAAAAUUAUCAACAUUGCAAGUCAACAAGGAAGACAUUAUUUUAAAUAAGGAAUAGCAAAAGGAAGAAUUUUUUUUAUUUUCUCUUUUUUCUUGGAUUUUUUCUUCUUUUUCUUGAUUACAGUUCUUGUUCAAUGGUGGCAAGUGCUGAUUAUGGCCAAUCCCUGUCAAUUCUGGGAGGUUUAUAUAAAUACAUUUUGAGUGUUCUACAUUUCAGUGUAUUUUAAUUCAUUUCACAAUUCCUGUAUAUGCAAACCUGACAAAUUCUGUAAAUUGCUUAGAGUAUGUGUGCUAUAACUUCAAAGUAGAUGUACUAUGACCCUCAUGCAAGCUGAUUUUUAUCAUUAUAUAUAUAAAUAUAUACUUACGAAUAUCUGUAUGUUGGGCCACCAACUGACAUUUUGAUAAAGCAUUUGUUUUCCAUUGAUACUUCACACAUCAUGUGACUUCCAUAGCGCAUUGCUUCACUGCCAGUCUGGCAGCUGCAGGUGGUCUCUGCUCCUCUGCUUCCUUCUGGAACAUGCACAUUCACAAUUGCGUCAGUCUCUGACGGAGGGACUGACUUUGUUGCCUGUGCCACGUUGGAGUUGGCUAUGUUCCUUCACACAUGGUGUUUGCUGAGGUUUGAGGGUCUCCUGAUUCUGAAGAACAUGCUCUAGUUGUGACAGCUGUCCCUAUAUUAUUACCAUUAUUACUAUUGUUAAAAAAGAUGUUGCUUCUAGAAAAUUUGCCUUGCUGGUGAGUGUGGGGAAGGCGAUGCUAUCCACGGUGCCCUAAAUUCUGGAAGAUUAUGUCUCACUAUGGCUGGAAAUGCUGCUUCCUUUGACCUUAUGAAUUUUCGUGGCUUUGUCAUUCUGUUAUUUGCUGCUAAUUAUAUUUUAAUGUCUCCUAAUUAAAAAUUAAAAUUUGGUUGUUGGCUAAAUACAAUAUGCAAAAGAUGACUACAGAUCCCUGACUAAGAAGAUUAAUGUGCUCAGUUUUCGCUAGUUAAGUGAAUUAUAAUUUUAAAUAUUCCACUCUUAUUUUUAGAUUUAUGAUAAUUCAGAUAUUUUAUUUAGAGCCUGUUUUCUGCUCUGGCAAAGAAAGACAGGUGGAACGAUUGGUGCGCUCCACAUACACCAUGGACUUGGUGUGGCUUUAGAGAGAUGUGCCCUCAGUUUUCCUUCCAGAGAGAGUCUUCCAUUUUCUUUUAUUACAAAACCAGAAGAUGAUCUGUGUGGGACCAACAGCUCCCAGCCUACAAUCCUAAAUGAAGCUCGAAGGCUAUGAGUACCUUUACUUUUCAAAGGUAAACACAUUGAUUCUCUGCAAUUCAGUCAUAAGCAAUGUGCAUAUUUUCAUGAUAUUCUUGGCAUUAUCUUCUGAGAAUUAAUGUUUCAUGCUAAAUCUUUUAUUGCCAUUUUUCUUGUUCAUUUGGUUUAUUGUUUCAGUCUAAUGAGAAAAAUAAAUAAAGGUUUUGAUUGCACUAUUUUAUUAAUCUAUAAAUGUAUUUUCUUUCAAAGUUUAAUACUUAAAAUGCAUAAAAUAAUGGUAAGAUAAAUAUCAUCUAUUAACUCUAUCUGGCCUUAAAGAUUACAUACAUUAAAGCAUAAUUUAGUAUACUGUUUCAAAUUCAGUCAAUCUUGGAAACUCUACCAUGUAAUGCACUUUUACCCAAAGUUCAGGUCAUGAGAUCAGUCAGUUCUAAAGCAAGACAGAUUUGUACCUGUACCAAUGAUGCUUAUCAUGCUCAUAAUAAAGGACAUGUGCUAGCGCGGGAAGAACUCUCACUAAACUCAUUGUGUCAGUGCCCAAAACAAUGAAGAUUUAUUUGCCACUGUGCUACCAAAAGUCCAAUUUGCUGGCCACUUUGAGAAAGAACAUGGCACUCUGGGCUCCAAACUCAAAAAGUUAAUAUGGAACCUUCAAUAUUGGAAUAAAAACUGUGACAUAUUACGGAGACCCUCUAGUGGUUUUUCCCUUAUAUUAUGACUCCCUGGGACUAUAACUUUGUAAGUAACCAUAAUUAUGGAAAUAAAUAAAGAUUGAAAAGUACGUUA
Molecule: messenger RNA, 3531 nt
Organism: Microcebus murinus (gray mouse lemur)
Lineage: Eukaryota; Metazoa; Chordata; Mammalia; Primates; Cheirogaleidae
Source: RefSeq, a predicted model, not a curated record